Notolabrus celidotus (New Zealand spotty) is the source of this 5688-nucleotide messenger RNA. It is a transcript of the gene slc38a4, whose product is annotated as solute carrier family 38 member 4. Gene Ontology annotation, molecular function: amino acid transmembrane transporter activity. Bases 398 to 2041 code for a protein of 547 amino acids. The transcript is spliced from 16 exons. Lineage: Eukaryota; Metazoa; Chordata; Actinopteri; Labriformes; Labridae. The record is from RefSeq and is a predicted model, not a curated record. Gene Ontology annotation, biological process: amino acid transmembrane transport.
UCGAACAAAUUGAAUCACUUCAAUCCUCAAUUAGAGGCAAUAAAUGUUUUUUAUUCCAAGCUCACGUUUAAGCAUUUUGUCAAUGGGUUACUAAAAAAGGAGGAGUGGAGUGAUUGAGAGAAUUGGGAGCCCCCCAGCAGUGCUCAGCGUUGUAACACGACGCCCGUGGAGUUGCAAUCAUCACAUGGCAGAUGGAAAUUUCCACUGAGUCCUUGCUUGUUAAAUGGGAAGGGUCUCCAACUCUUGUCUUCACUAGUCCGUCUCCUCCUCCGCCUGCUGCAGCUGUCCACCACGCUCCAACAGCCGGUCUUCUAGACGUUAAGGAAGAAGUUGUCUCUAAUUGUGAGGUAUAAAAACCUGAGAUCUCGAGAACUAGACUUCUCUGCAGUGCAUCACCAUGCCAGGAGUCGUGGAUCGUAUGGAGCUGAGCAAAGUCUCCACAGAGGCUGACGACGACAGCAUGGACAGCCUGGAUGACCGCUUCACAGAGCCCAUUGACUCUGAGAAGGCCACCAUCGACAGUCAGUUUUUGGACGACAACGAAGACGGAGAAAGCCAGAAGUUCCUGGCAAACGGGAUGAUGAAGAAGAAGAAAUACGAGGGAUACCAUGAGGAAUAUCAUCCCGGCCACACCUCCUUCGGGAUGUCCGUCUUCAACUUGAGCAAUGCCAUAAUGGGCAGCGGCAUCCUGGGCCUGUCCUACGCCAUGGCUAACACUGGCAUCAUUCUCUUUACAAUCCUCCUAUUUGGUGUGGCCAUCCUCUCCUUAUAUUCAGUACAUCUACUGCUUGUGACAGCCAAAGAAGGAGGAUCCCUCAUCUAUGAAAAGCUGGGAGAGAGAGCAUUUGGUUGGCCUGGAAAAAUUGCAGCAUUCGGAUCCAUUAUCAUGCAGAAUAUUGGAGCUAUGUCUAGCUACCUCUUUAUUGUCAAGUAUGAGCUUCCUGAAGUAAUCAGAGCCUUCUUGGGUUUGGAGGAAAUCACCGGUGAAUGGUACAUGGAUGGAAACUACCUGGUGGUGUUUGUGUCUGUUGGAAUCAUUCUGCCUUUGUCUCUCCUUAAGAAUCUCGGCUACCUGGGCUACACCAGCGGCUUUUCCCUUACCUGCAUGGUCUUCUUCCUGGGAGUGGUGAUCUACAAAAAGACCCAGCUGCCCUGCCCUCUCCCGUUCCUUAACCACCACUCUGCCAACCUUAGCAUGAACGCCUCGGACAUGUCGGGAUUGUACCAACCGCUGAACAACUCGGCACAGAUGGAUUUCUCUCGGGCCGACGUUACCCCGGCUGUCCCCACCAACAACGACGCUCACCACUCCACCAGCGUCCACUAUGAGCCUCAUCCUGAUGACGAGGAGAUGUGCACACCCAAAUACUUUGUCUUCAACUCACAGACCGCCUACACCGUGCCCAUCCUGGCUUUUGCUUUUGUGUGCCACCCUGAAAUUCUGCCCAUCUACAGUGAGCUGAAAGAUCGCAACAGGAAAAAGAUGCAGAACGUCUCCAACCUGUCCAUCCUGAUGAUGCUCGUCAUGUACAUGCUGUCGGCGCUGUUCGGCUACCUCACCUUCUACAACAACGUGGAGGCAGAGUUGCUCCACACCUUCACCAAGGUCUAUAAGUUCGACACCAUGUUGCUGCUGGUGCGUUUGGCUGUGCUCACCGCCGUCACUCUGACUGUGCCCAUCGUACUGUUCCCUAUCCGUUCCUCGAUCAACACUCUGCUGUUCAGCAGGCGAGAGUUCAGCUGGACUCGCCACAUGCUUAUCGCCGCCACCAUCCUGGCCUUCAACAACAUGCUGGUCAUCUUUGUGCCCACCAUCAGAGAUAUCUUUGGCUUCAUUGGUUCUUCUGCAGCCACCAUGCUCAUCUUCAUCCUCCCUGCUGCCUUUUACCUCCGGCUGGUCAAAUCUGUGCCGCUCCGCUCCCCUCAGAAGAUCGGGGCAUUCAUUUUUCUGGUCGUGGGAGUCGUCUUUAUGAUUGGCAGCUUGUCACUCAUCGUCCUGGACUGGAUCCACAACCCUCCAGGCUCCGGCGGGGAACACUAAGUCCCCUCUGCCCCCCUCAGAUUCAAGGGUGCAGCUAACCCUCUUCAGCCUCCACCCUGCAAUGUCUCUUCUGUUAUUACUCAGCUGGUCAGACAUCUGGGAACACUAUCCAUCAGCGAUUCCCUUCUUCAUCAAACCACAACAUUGAUCGUAAAAUAUCAUCACAUGGACAUAAUGGUCUGCACAGGGUUGAGAUAUCUUCAGUUUUUCCUCAAAAUGGAAGGCUUUUUGCCGGUUUUAAAGUUUUUGCUCUAAAGUUUUGGAUGUGACACAACAGAAACAAGAGAUUCAAAACCCUGAGAUGAGGGGAAACAGACUCCGGCUCAAGGUGCAGCCAAGACGACCUGAAAUCACCAUCAUUAUCAUUAUUUUUCCCAGCCAUGAAGAGACAGAACAAACACAAACUAUGCAGCUUGAGGCAUAUCUAUGAGCUGCUGUGAGCAGGGCUGGAAAGACAAUGUAAGUCCCCCAGUCCUCUGUGCACUUGAAGGAGACAUUUGGGGGUGUAUAAACCUCCAUGAGACAAGGAGCACUUCUAGCAUUAUGUUUCAUUUUGUGUGUAGAACUAACACACACACAAACCACAAAGACACAAACACACUUACACCAGCAUUUUCAAGCUGUUAGCCAUAACUAAUUCCUAAAAAUAAUCUUGCUUCGGCUCAAAACAAUGGUUAAUCAGCAAAACAAUUCAGUCAUGUGGGAUUUGAAGGCAGGAAAGUUUGGUUUAUUUUGCCUCUCUGCUUCACUUUAACAAUCAGGAGCUUUGCCAAAGUUUGCAUGCGCAUACAAGUUAAGGGGAUUUGGUUAAUAGAGAGGUAGAGCUUCCUUCCUGGCUGUUUGUUCAUUCUGACCGUGUGCACAAAGCAUGGGGACGCUUCAGUAUUUCUGUUACAGAGGGAUUGAAACAUACAAGGUAUAAAUGUAUAUAGAGCAGUGUGUGUACUAAAAAGAAGUUGUUGUACAUAAUAUCCUUCUAGGCCUUGAACCAACCUUCAGGUUGAAUGAAGUUGAAUUCCCCACACAUCUUCACCUUGAAUAAUUUAUUAGCUACCUGAUAAAGGGUCACACAGCUGUCACAGGUUAUUUCUCUUAAUAGUUGUUAAAAAUAUGCAUGAAAUAUGUAAGUGCAGUUUAGAAACAAUUAACAAUUUAGAAAAAGAGUUUCAGUCAAUCGUUGGAGCCAAAGGUGAGACGCGCCUUUGAAUGAUGCUUUAUGUGCCACAUGAGUCCCAUCACCACUGAAACAAAGACCUCUCCCUCUCAAUGGUAUUAAAAAAAGAAUGUAAUCAUAAGCCGUCAGUAAAAGACAUAUUUUGAUGCUUUAGUAAGCACAAGAAGAUUCAUACCUUUCCAAAUCUUAACGUCAAAAACAAGGCGUGUUAGCAGUUAGCUUGGCAUAAAAACUAGCAUAAGGAAAUAGCUAAAUCCUGGACAAACAUACUGAACAUCACACAUUUCAGCUGUAAUGGAAUUUAAACUAUGAAGAUUUUAUGUUUUAACCUCUGUGCUGUUUGGUUGAUUUAACUUUGGAGCCAACCAGGACUUCUCUUUUUUUCACUCUCAGUUCAUAUGCCAAGCUAGCUAACGGUUUUGGGGCGUUACUUAAUCCUCAGUCCUCAGACUUGACAGUGGUAUCAAUCUUUCUCUGUAAUCUAAGCAACACAAGAGAGCUCUAUUCAACAUUAAAAUAUCAAAGUAUUGCUUAAAAUUGUUGAAUAAUCUUUAUAGAGGUGAUCAAACGAAUUAUGACAUUUGUCCAAGAAUAGGACCUAGCUUUGAUAACCAUGUCUAUAUUAAGACGCAGAUGAUUGGAGCUGAUUUAAAGUGCUAGUUGUAAACUGAACUCAGAAACUGAGUUAAUGAACUAAAUGAUUUGGUUUUUAUCUUUAAACAUCUUGACAUGAUUUUUAGACAAUUAGUUUUAUCAGUCUUUAAUUGACUUGACCAAUACUCAUCAGGUAGUCACAUAACCUCAGUGUUUACCCUGUUUUUCACUCAAUUAAUCAUCAAAUGGACCUUAAACAAGAUUAUCCUUAUGAAUUGUGCCUUUUGGAUUUAAUAACAUCAUAACUGGCUUGUUGUACCGGUGCCUUUGGUAAAAUCGACAACAUCAAAACCUCAUGUCACCUCUCCUCUGAUGCCGUUACGUGUCGCGGACACAUCCAGCCAAAGUGGACAACAUUAAUAGAUCCUUUGCGGAUCUCAGUACAUGAAACAAAUAGAUAUUUCAAAUGAAAUAGUGUAUUAUGUGCAUGUUUUUGGAUUACAAACAUGGUCUUUUUGGACAUUUGUAUAUGCUAUGUAAAUAAUCUUUAUGUUAUGGUACACUGACACUCAUCGUCUGUGAGUGGGUUGUUUGGGGGAUUCUGCUUUACAAAUCUUCAUCAAUCCAGCGUUUGUUAUAGUAUAUAUAAAUAUAUUAGGUGUAUUAGUUUUUUCUCUUGCUGUAUGACAGUUGUGUCGUUACUUGAUGCUUGUACAUUUGUAGAAAUUUUUAUCUCUAUAUCUCAACUUGUUCCUGCGUUUUAGUGUUAUCUUGUCACAUUAGGUUGAAUUCGUCAGCGGCAUACUUCCUUAUAAGGUGUUCUUAAAAGUCUCAGCAACAAGGCAAAAGUUUCAUUAGCUUACUUUCGUUCAUGGUGGUAAAAACUGGGCUGAAUCAAAACCACAAGUUAGCUGUAUUGGUUUGAAUGUAUUUUCCAAAAAAAGUUAACGAAUAAAGUAAGGACAAGGUCAUACGAAAUAUGUCAUAACCACACUACAGGAAGGUUUCCGGACAGACCUCCAUGAGAAUCUGUUCUCAGAGCUUGGUUCUUCUGCUGUAUAUUGCAUGGAAAAUCACUAGCAUGUAGUAGUACACCUGUGCUAACGUAUAGCUGUAUACCUCUACAACCGGAUAACGACAUGAUCGAGAACCUUCCGAGUUUACCGGGUCUGAAGCUGUACAAGGACAAUCGUAUACCGUUGUAGUUCAUACCUUACUGUGGCUCAUAAUGUAUAUCACUGCUGUCAUAGAGAAACCUUUUAAACACGGUUUUGUUGAGGUUUUACUUACAUGACGUUACUUGAACUGAAGUUUUCCACGGCAUGACAGAGCUUCUUAAGAAGGGUCUCUGAAAUACUUACUAUGAAUGUUGAAAAAGUUAUUGUUUUCAGUCUGGCUUACUCUACUAAAGUUUCUUCACAAAUGUUUUGUCUAUCACUUACGCAGCCUCCUGAUGCUCCCGAAACCACACUUUCUCUACCUUUAGUUUCUCAGGUAUUCAGUGUGGAUGGAUUUCUCUUCUCACUGUUGGUUCACACAUCUUCACAUUUUGCAUGAUUGAGCCUAAACAUACAAUGCUGUUGUGUAUUGUGCUGGCCAACAUUAGAAGUCAUCUUGUGGAUUUGUCACCAGCAAAUUUUUUAACAGUAUUUUUUUAAAGGAAUUGUGCAGAAUCACCUGCCUUAUUUUUCUAUGGAGCCUCAGCCGUGGAAUAACACUUGCUCAAUGUUACUGCUGUUCAGUGUCUCUGCUUCCUGUGGAUCGGGCUGAACAUUCAGAUUUGAAAUUGUACCCAAACAAAGGGGAUUUUUGUAUGUAUCAGUGAUGCUGUUUCAUUAUGAUGAACAAUAAAUGUGAAAUAAAAAGACUUGCAAUUUUG